AUUUGAGCUACAGCCUUUUUAUGAACGUAUGGGCUGCUUAAUGUUUAACAUUUGUGUGACACAUGUCAAUGCGCAUAAAAUUAUUUUUAGCAAAAUUGGCAGAAUUUGUUUGUUUGACUGCGAAAAUUUCCGGUUAAUGUGAUUUCAUUAAUAAUUUUCGUACAUUAACAAAUAAAAAAGGUUAACAUAAAUAAUAAUUUGAAUAAAAUACUAAUUCAAAUUUUAUAAACUAAUUACUAUACAAAAUCGGAGCGCAGUUCUAAGUAAUUCACAAACUGAAGUUACGCGCCAAUUUUUGCAACUGUAGUUAGAACGGAAUUUUCGCUAAAUAUGACGCGGAUUCAUGAUUAUGAGGACCUGGUGCUUGAUGCACUAGAAGUUGUCGAAUUUAAAUUGAUCCGUGACCGUAAAGAUGUGGAAAACGAUGCGAUCGUUUUUCAUCCGGCAAUGGCGCAUCAAAUAUUUGGUGAGAGCGAGAGCAUUUUUGGUUACCAAGAUCUAAAAGUGCACAUAUAUUACACUGCUGGUCCACUGCAUAUAUAUGUAGGCACUGAGCACACAAGUAAAGUGGAUGAGCUUUCUGGCGGCGACAUAAAGGCAGAUGAUGUAGUUGGCAUAGUUGCUGAAAAAUUGCCAGCUGGAUGCUGUUUUUUGAAUAUUGACGAGUUUCUUAAGACCAUUGAUAGGGCAGAAAAGUUUCAACCCUUUGGUGAAAAAUUGACAGAAUAUAAGCACUCUGAUGGCGACGGCAAAGAAAGGUUAUUUGAAAUUUAUCAUUGCACUUACAAAUCGGCAGCUUUUUUAAAAUUUUUUGCUCGUUUACAAACAUUUGUGUUGUGGUUUGUUGAUGCAGCUUCAUAUAUUGACGUGGAUGACCCACAGUGGCAUUACUUUGUUUGCUAUGAAAAGUACACAAAUGAUAAUGCUGAACCACAGUAUGCCACGGUUGCCUAUACAACAGUAUAUGAAUACUAUGCAUAUCCACAAAAUGUACGUCCUCGUAUUAGUCAAAUGCUGGUUUUGCCACCUUUCCAAAAGCGCGGUGUUGGCACACAUUUAAUAGAAACAAUAUACAAAUUCUAUCAAGCACAGAAAACGGUUAUUGAUAUCACCGUCGAGGAUCCCUCAGAUGAAUUUCAACGUUUACGUAAUUGUAUUGAUGCGCGUUUAUGUAAGGAUCUCAAAUCCUUUUCCAAAGAACAAUUAUUAAAGGGCUUCAGCAAAGAGAUGAUAACUGAAGCAAGAGAGACUCUUAAGAUAAAUCCUCGUCAAUGUCGCAAAAUAUAUGAAAUUCUAAGACUUAUGCACACCAAUAUCUAUAAUGAAGAGGAGUAUAAGGAUUAUCGUUUAGAUAUUAAAAAACGUUUGAAUGCUGUAUAUCACAAGCAACUCGACGAUAUUAAGAAAAUGGAAAAGGCAAAAUUUGAUACCGAAUGGUUGCGCGCACGUAUUCCUAUAUUGACUUUACGAAUGGAACAGCUGCAGGAGGAAUUCGAAGCUGUCGUAUCAGAUUAUAAGAGAGUUAUUGAGAAGUUAAAUGCUUAAAUGCUACAAUUAAAAUUGUUACAUUAUUUAUUUUUUUUAUACUACGCUUUAUAUAAUAAAGCAAUUCAAUCAGAUUUA
Teleopsis dalmanni is the source of this 1623-nucleotide messenger RNA. It is a transcript of the gene Hat1, whose product is annotated as histone acetyltransferase type B catalytic subunit. Gene Ontology annotation, molecular function: histone H4 acetyltransferase activity; histone binding. The transcript is spliced from 4 exons. Lineage: Eukaryota; Metazoa; Arthropoda; Insecta; Diptera; Diopsidae. Gene Ontology annotation, cellular component: nucleus. Gene Ontology annotation, biological process: subtelomeric heterochromatin formation. Bases 331 to 1545 code for a protein of 404 amino acids. The record is from RefSeq and is a predicted model, not a curated record.